Messenger RNA from Pneumocystis jirovecii RU7, 438 nucleotides. RefSeq lists its product as uncharacterized. The record is from RefSeq and is a predicted model, not a curated record. Lineage: Eukaryota; Fungi; Ascomycota; Pneumocystomycetes; Pneumocystales; Pneumocystaceae. The transcript has 4 exons. Gene Ontology annotation, biological process: CENP-A containing chromatin assembly; chromosome segregation. Bases 1 to 438 code for a protein of 145 amino acids.
AUGGCAGCAAUCCACAUAAAACUUGUUCUCGAUCCUCAUCAUUUGCCAACUACAUGGCAGGCAAUCCGGAGGCUUCUUUUGCGUCUUUCCAAGAAUUCUUUGCUCCAUGUUGUUCUCCUUUGGCUCAGCGACCCUCAGUGUGCUCUCCAGACAAAAUCAGCACACUCGACUCAAACAUACCAUUCUGAGCAAAAACACUCUUUUCCGUCCGAUUCAGCCAAUUCUGCUGAUGCUGUUGCCUCUAUUUACCGGGAAUGGGCUGAAUCAGGCUCUGUUUCACGCAGAGAUGUCGUAGAACGCGUCCUCGAGGUCGACUGGCCAAAUGGUCUUAAUGCAAAACAGAUUGCAAUGCUUGAUCUCCAGUGUCUAUCUAUACGACCACCCAACUGCACUCCACUGGACUGCCUGCCGUGUCGACCCACACACUGCACUUGUUGA